GCAGACGAAGAGAAGUGAUCGAGUGAAGGGAACAUAAACAUGUCAAGUGGAUCAUCAUUCACAGCCGUUCAUUCUGCGCUAAAUCUGCUGUUUUUCAGACCGUGUGAAUACAUUCAUUUUUUUUUUCAUUUAAUAAGACAAAUCUAAAUCCAAACUACAAAAAGAGUCAGUUUUUUCUUUCAGUUUUUUUUUCAUUUAGUGAAUUACUAAAUUAAAAUCAAAUCAAAAUGAAUCGACUUGUUGUUGUACAUUACGCUCGAGAAACGUGAACUCGUUACUGACUUAUUUUUUUCACAUUACAUUUCAUUUGUGAAGGUUAUGAGUUGUGCUUUCAUUUCAUGUAAUGUACAAAUGAAACCAGGUAAACAGUUUUAAUGCAUGUAAAUCAUAUCUAAUGUAAGAGCAACAUAAAUAUAAGCCAGGUGAGUUGAAUUGUUUCUAGAUGAAAACAAAAUUGAGAGUGAUUGUAAGUGUGACGAUCAUCUGCUAAAUGAGCAACAGUGACCACAAUUCACAUCUUCAUUCACUGAAGCCGCUCACACUGCUGUUCAUGAGAGAUUAAAUUCUUGGAAUAUACUCUCAGGAGAACUACUGACAUACUGUUGUACAGAUGGAGUUUGAGGAAGAACCCUGCAGAAUGAGAGAUGAAGAUACAGAGGAACAAACAGACUCAAUGGAAGUGAAUGGAGACAAACAGAAUUUCACACAGGAGAAAACUGGAGUUAAAGGAUCUUCCACCUGCUCUGAGUGUGGAAAGAGUUUCAGAAGAAAAGGAAACCUUAAUGAUCACAUGAGAAUUCACACUGGAGAAAGACCGUUCACCUGCACUCAGUGUGGAGAGAGUUACACAUGUACAUCAAAUCUCAAAAGACACAUGAGAAUUCACACUGGAGAGAGGCCUUAUACAUGUACGCAGUGUGGAAAGAGUUUCAGCUCAAAAGGACAUCUAAAUGUGCACAUGAUGAUUCACACUGGAGAAAAACCGUUUACAUGCACUCAGUGUGGAAAGAGUUUUAGGUGCAAAAGCUUUCUCAACAGUCAUCUGCCCUCUCACACUGGAAUGAAGUCAUUCAGCUGUGAUCAGUGUGAUAAAACAUUCACUGUGGCAUCGACCUUAAGAGAACAUCUUAAGGUUCACACUGGUGUGAAGCCUCACUUUUGUUCUUUUUGUGGAAAAUGUUUUACACAAUUGCAUACUUUAAAAGAGCAUGAGCGUAUUCAUACUGGUGUGAGACCUUAUAUGUGCUUUGACUGUGGGAAGACCUUCACUACGUCCAGCAUCUUAAAAACACACGAGAGAGUUCAUACUGGAGAGAAACCGUACAAGUGCUCACAAUGUGGAAAGUGUUUCCCUUGGUUAGAAUCCUUGAAAGUGCAUGAGAGAGUUCAUAAUGGUGUGAAACCUUAUAAAUGCUUUGACUGUGGAAAGGCAUUUGCCAAAUCGAGUGCCUUAAAAACACACCAGAGAAUUCAUACUGGAGAGAAACCUUACAAGUGCUCUUCAUGUGGGAAGAGAUUCUCUCACUCAGGAAGCCUGAAAAAUCAUGAGACAGUUCAUACUAGAGAGAAGCCGUUCAAGUGCUCUUCUUGUGGAAAGAGUUUCUCUCAGUCAGGAUCCUUGAAAAGACAUGAGAGAAUUGUUCAUGCUGGAGAGAAGCCACACCAGUGCUCUUCAUGUGGCAAGAGUUUCAGCCACUUAUCAAAUCUACGUGUUCAUAUGAAAAAGCGUUGCUUAUCAGCAAAAGCAAGCAAAAAGUGAGCAAAAAUGUUUAAUGUCUAAGUGUUUAUUUUGAGAACCUAAUAAAAAGACUUUCUUGUAUUGAAAUCACUGAAAGACUCUUAAUGUACAUGAGCUGUUCUGUUAGCUCAAUUUGUGAACGACUUACAGUGUAGAAAAAGCUUAUGGCUGAAUGGAGUUUGCUAACAAUGGUGUCAUUUAUUGUGUGUAUGGUUAAUAAUGUUGCAUCUUAUGUCCUGAUUGUGCAUUUUAAUCUAUGACAAAUAAAAGGAACAAAACUUA
Megalobrama amblycephala (Wuchang bream) is the source of this 2020-nucleotide messenger RNA. Its product is annotated as gastrula zinc finger protein XlCGF52.1-like. Lineage: Eukaryota; Metazoa; Chordata; Actinopteri; Cypriniformes; Xenocyprididae. Bases 611 to 1759 code for a protein of 382 amino acids. The transcript is spliced from 2 exons. The record is from RefSeq and is a predicted model, not a curated record.